Hordeum vulgare subsp. vulgare (domesticated barley) is the source of this 692-nucleotide messenger RNA. Its product is annotated as heavy metal-associated isoprenylated plant protein 28. NCBI's taxonomy places the organism in Eukaryota, Viridiplantae, Streptophyta, Magnoliopsida, Poales, Poaceae. The record is from RefSeq and is a predicted model, not a curated record. Gene Ontology annotation, molecular function: metal ion binding. The coding region runs from base 162 to 533 and encodes 123 amino acids. The transcript has 2 exons.
AGAUUAUCCAAUUAGCUCCGUCGCCUUUUAGCUUGUGUAUAUAAGCGCUGUGCAUACCGCUCUUGAGGUUUAUCUGCACGCCGCUGAAUGCUGCUCAGCUCACAUCGAGUUCUUGAAGAUACGUACGCUGCUAUUCUUGAGAGCUAGCUAGCUAGAAUUCGAUGGGUGAUCUGCAAAUCGUGCUGGCAGGGGGGACGAUCGAAGCGCAGCACGUGGAGAUGAAGGUGCCGCUCUACUCCUACGGCUGCGAGAAGAAGAUCAAGAAGGCGCUGUCGAAUCUCAAAGGGAUUCACUCGGUUCAGGUGGAUUACCACCAACAGAAGGUGACGGUGUGGGGGAUAUGCAACAGGAACGACGUGCUGGCGGCCGUCCGGCGGAAGCGGCGAGCGGCGCGGUUCUGGGGCGCCGACCAACCGGACCUGGCCGGCGAGGACGCUAGGUUGGGGGACGCCCCGAAGCACUACCUGCGGGCGUUCGCCGCGUACAGGACUAGGAAGUCGUGGAAGAAGCUCUUCCCCAUGAUCCGGCUGUAACAGCAGCAAGCGGCGAGCGUAAUGCUUUGUUAGCGGGUGCUGCAUGCAUGCAUGGGCCGCGUGCGUGUUGCAUUGCAGGAAUGGCCGGCAGUUGCAGUACCUUGAUACAGUAGCGCAUGAUGUUACAUAUCGAAUAAAUGUGCUCUGUUUUGUCUUGAA